UUUGCCAUGUUCGAUCUGUAGCCACUGUGAUCAUUGUAUCGACUAGAUCUCACCCCGUGCCACGCAGCGACAUCACGAGUAAGAGAUGGUGUACACAGCACCACGUAUACUGCCAGCAUCAGAGUAGCUUCGUCCGGCAAGUCUAGCGCUGAUAUCUUUAAGGCGUACAUGUGCUGCUGGCGGAUAUACGUAGACGCCAGGCCAGAUGGCAUUGUAGAAGAAUGCCAUAAGUACGUGAGGUAGUCAUGCAAAGAGAGGACGUGGAAAUGUUCUGUCGGCGUCUCCUGAGGGUGUCUCUGCUCUGGCUCCUCUGGCCCCAUGUUGCUGAGUGCAGUACGGUGGUUGUGCAGUGUUCCUCGAAGGAUUACGCCUACACAGAGUGCAGCGUUCCGGACCUUGACGGACAAAACCAAGUGAUGGCUGUUACCAUAAAGACGCAGCUGUCUUCAUCAGCUUGCACCCCUGCCGUUAGUUUCGGAAACAAUAAAACAAAGAUGUGGGUGUCGCAUGGAUGCAGGGGGGAGUUCAACGUACAGUUUGGAAUAGUUCAGCCAGCGUCGUCAACACAAGUCAGCACCAGCAUCACAUCUCGCAACGUUGUUGAGUUGAAUACAAUUCUACAAACAAUGACGGUUGAAAAAUCUUCUUCAUCACAAGGGCACGAGUUAUUUUCUUCAUAUGGACAAGUACUAUCAUCACAAGGGCACGAGUUGUUUUCUUCAUAUGGACAAGUACUAUCAUCAUUAAGGCUCGACUUGGUGUUCUCGCAAGAACACAUCACACAAUCACAAGAAGACAGGUUAACGCAGACACAAACACACGCUGCGUCAUCACUGAGACAAGCGCUUUCGUCGCCAUUUGAGGUAUUGUCCACAUCGUAUAACCUUUCUGCUACCGUUUCCCUUCACGGAGGUUCUACCUCAACAGGUUUCCUAUCACGGACUGCAUCUAUCGCCCCUCUCAGGUCAGACGCGUUGUCGAGCCUGUAUAGCACGACAGCACUUUCCCCUACAGAUGCAACUUCCUCCUUGCCGCUGAACAAUGUCGAUCGCACCCCUUCUCUCGUUCCAUCGCAAACAACGCUAGUCCCUCGCACUUGUUGUUGUAUGAAGCGGGCUCAAACUGAGACUGGAGUGGAACGCAGUGAGUACAUCAAACAGAUAGUGGAGAAAUUACAAGUCAACGUAGAGAAUUUAUCGAAGACAGUACGUAAGAAAACGAGUGCGAAGGACGAUCGCCCUUCCUCCGUCAGCAUUGGCUGUGUGGCAGUGGUGUUUCUGGUGUUGACGGCCCUGCUGAUACUUCUCCCGGAUGUGUGUACAAUUUGUAAAACAUAUAACACAUAGACGACAAACGGAAAGCGGACGGCAACUUGAUAUAUACCAGUAUACAAUUUGUAGAACUAGCAACGCAUACGAGAAAUACAUUGUGAGGUUUAACGUUGCGUCCAAGAUUCAUGUACUUAUAUAGCGACAUGAAAUUGAUACAUACCUCGAUAUAUGUCCAAGUUGUAGAACAAGUUACACCUAUAAGAAAGACAUGGGAAGGGGAGGGCACCUUGAUACAUGUACAAGUUGUAGAACAAGUUACACUUAGAGGAAAGACAUGGGAAGGGGAGGGCACCUUGAUACAAGUACAAGUUGCAGAACAAGUUACACCUAGAAGUAAGACAUGGGAAGGGGAGGGCGCCUUGAUACAUGUACAAGUUGUAGAACAAGUUACACCUAGAAGAAAGACAUGGGAAGGGGAGGGCACCUUGAUACAUGUACAAGUUGUAGAACAAGUUACACUUAGAGGAAAGACAUGGGAAGGGGAGGGCACCUUGAUACAAGUACAAGUUGCAGAACAAGUUACACCAAGAAGAAAGACAUGGGAAGGGGAGGGUGCCUUGAUACAUGUACAAGUUGUAGAACAAGUUACACCAAAGAAGAAAGACAUGGGAAGGAGAGGGCACCUUGAUACAUGUACAGGUUGUCGAACAAGUUACACCUAGAACAAAGACAUGGGAAGGGGAGGGUGCCUUGAUGCAUGUACAAGUUGUAGAACAAGUUACACCAAGAAGAAAGACAUGGAAAGAGGAGGGUGCCUUGAUACAUGUACAAGUUGUAGAACAAGUUAAACCAAGAAGAAAGACUUGGGAAGGGGAGGGCACCUUGAUACAUGUACAAGUUGUAGAACAAGUUACACCAAGAAGAAAGACAAGGGAAGGGGAGGGUGCCUUGAUACAUGUACAAGUUGUAGAACAAGUGACACCAAGAAGAAAGACAUGGGAAGGGGAGGGCACCUUGAUACAUGUACAAGUUGUAGAACAAGUUACACAAAGAAGAAAGACAUGGGAAGGGGAGGGCACCUUGAUACAUGUACAAGUUGUAGAACAAGUUACACCUAGAACAAAGACAUGGGAAGGGGAGGGUGCCUUGAUGCAUGUACAAGUUGUAGAACAAGUUACACCAAGAAGAAAGACAUGGAAAGAGGAGGGUGCCUUGAUACAUGUACAAGUUGUAGAACAAGUUAAACCAAGAAGAAAGACUUGGGAAGGGGAGGGCACCUUGAUACAUGUACAAGUUGUAGAACAAGUUACACCAAGAAGAAAGACAAGGGAAGGGGAGGGUGCCUUGAUACAUGUACAAGUUGUAGAACAAGUGACACCAAGAAGAAAGACAUGGAAAGAGGAGGGUGCCUUGAUACAUGUACAAGUUGUAGAACAAGUUACACAAAGAAGAAAGACAUGGAAAGGGGAGGGUGCCUUGAUGCAUGUACACGUUGUAGAACAAGUUACACCAAGAAGAAAGACAUGCGAAGGGGAGGGUGCCUUGAUACAUGUACAAGUUGUAGAACAAGUUACACUUAGAAGAAAGACAUGGGAAGGGGAGGGUGCCUUGAUGCAUGUACAAGUUGUAGAACAAGUUACACAAAGAAGAAAGACAUGGGAAGGGGAGGGCACCUUGAUGCAUGUACAAGUUGUAGAACAAGUUACACCAAAGAAGAAAGACAUGGGAAGGGGAGGGUGCCUUGAUGCAUGUACAAGUUGUAGAACAAGUUACACCAAGAAGAAAGACAUGGGAAGGGGAGGGCACCUUGACAUAUGUACAUGUUGUAGAAGAAGUUACACCUAUAAGAAAGACAUGGGAAGGGGAGGGCACCUUGACAUAUGUACAUGUUGUAGAUGAAGUUACACCUAUAAGAAAGACAUGGGAAAGGGAGGGCGCCUUGACAUAUAUACAUAUUGUAGAAGAAGUUACACGUAGAAGAGGGAGGAGGGCACCUGGAUAUACGAUACUUCGAGCCUAGCUUACUCACCUCAUUGCAUGUGCACAAUGUUACAAUUGAUAUAUUUUUUGCCUUAGCGGGAAAAUAUACACUGUACUGAUUUAUGUUGCUGGACAGGAUUGCUGCGUCACACCUUUGAUGAUGUUCUCAUUCAUUGUACAUAUUGCGCGAUCAUCUCAAAAUUGAGCAUAUUUUGUUAUUCCUGUGGCUGUGAAGAUAAACAUACUGUGCUUUCAAUGUACAGUUAGGGUACCUGCAGAUCACGCGCAACUUUAGGUUCUAAAUGUGAAUUUAGCGCUCAUCCUUGAAUACUAUUAUUGAAGUUACUGUAACUUUGCAUUUUGUAACCUGUAUUUGUAUAUGUAGUCAUUUAAAAAUAGCUAUCGACAAUGACUGUAAAGGAAGUACUAUUCUACAAAUAUCAGUUUACCCGGUACUGUGGCCGUCAAAUCGGCUGUUUUAACCAGAGAGGCUUCAGUGAUUUGAUGACCCCUGAUUGGCUGAUAGAAUCGAGUGAUCUCCAAAUGCAUGGUAGACUGUAAGUGUAUUCUCUUAAAAUGUAUCGAUUACCACAAAUGAUAAUAAGCGGAAAGCAGGAUGUAAAAAACCCAACACAUUUGCUUUCAAAAGAAUCGAUCCAAAAACUUGUUUUAUUGGCAUGCCUAGUAUUGUCAGUAGAUCUGUGUGAAAUGGGAAUCAAUAUUUAUUAUUUACACAUGCCGUCAACUAAAUAAGCUAAUGAUUUACGCAGUGCACAAAGGGAGCUUCUGUGCAGUUCUCCUGUGUGUUGUUAAAUUGCUUCCAUUGCGCAAGCUAACCUCAACUCAAUCGAACAGCUGUUUUCUAUGGAUUUUGAAUGUGCUUGAAUUAUUUUAUAAUGUCAUAUUAAAACAUGUCGGGAAGAUAAAUUCGCUGUAGCAGGAACACUCGGGUACAUGGGGUUUAUGUGUCCCUCGUUAAGUUUUAAAACCUAACACGGGACGCAUAAAACCCCAUUUCCCCCCUUGUGAUCCUGCUACAACCUAUAGUGGUGUCCUUGUCUUAUAACCGUUAAAGACGGUGUUAUUAUUUUGCAAUGCCGAUGUUAUUAAUAUAUUUAUUAAACUUGGAUGUGUGUCGCAAUAAAACAUACAUAUGCACUCAA
This is a messenger RNA of Haliotis rufescens (red abalone), 4414 nucleotides long. RefSeq lists its product as uncharacterized. The transcript has 4 exons. NCBI's taxonomy places the organism in Eukaryota, Metazoa, Mollusca, Gastropoda, Lepetellida, Haliotidae. The coding region runs from base 246 to 1346 and encodes 366 amino acids. The record is from RefSeq and is a predicted model, not a curated record.